Messenger RNA from Laccaria bicolor S238N-H82, 528 nucleotides. RefSeq lists its product as uncharacterized. The transcript has 2 exons. The record is from RefSeq and is a predicted model, not a curated record. Bases 1 to 528 code for a protein of 175 amino acids. NCBI's taxonomy places the organism in Eukaryota, Fungi, Basidiomycota, Agaricomycetes, Agaricales, Hydnangiaceae.
AUGGCAGGCGAGGACGACGGUGACGAGGUUGUGCCGUACCCAGCCUGGUGUGGGUGGUGGACCACGGACGAAGAUGAACGCCCACGGACGACCACCAACGACCGCGAGCGCCCACCAACAACCACGAGCGCCCACCAACGUCCACGACCACCCGCGCGAACGUCCACGAGCGCCCACCAACGAGACGAGGGCGACCCGCCCACGAACGUUUACAACCGCCCACAAACGAAGGCGACCGCCCGCCAACGAAAACGACCACCUGAACGGACACAAGCAAUGACGAGCCCAGGGGAGUUCCCCCCUCCAUCACUCCUUACCCCUCCCCCUCUCCCCAUCACUCCCUCCCUCCUCCAUCACUCCCUACCCCUCCAUUCCCUCACUCCCCCUCCCAUUCUCUCACUCCCCCUCCCAUUCCCCCUCUCCCUCUCUCUCACUCCCUCCCACUGCACACCACUCCCCCUCUCCCUCAUUGCAGCACUCCCUCUCCCUCUCUCUUAUUGCCUGGCACCCCUCCCUCAUUGCCUAUAA